Molecule: messenger RNA, 1992 nt
Organism: Penicillium brevicompactum
Lineage: Eukaryota; Fungi; Ascomycota; Eurotiomycetes; Eurotiales; Aspergillaceae
Gene: helA
Product: putative DEAD box RNA helicase HelA
Exons: 3
Coding region: 1-1992 (663 amino acids)
Cellular component (GO): mitochondrion
Molecular function (GO): nucleic acid binding; ATP binding
Source: RefSeq, a predicted model, not a curated record
AUGCUUAGCACCAUUCGCCGAUUCGGCGUUCCCAGUGCGCUGCGCGCAUCAGCGCCUCGCUCCAUCUCAGCACGAUACGUUGCUCAGCUCCCAAAAUGGCAGGCUCCUUCAACCCUGUCAUCUAUCUCUGCCAUCAGAUCGCUGCACUCUUCUUCUACUCUGUUCUCUGCUGAAGCUGCUCAGGCUUAUGCCGAGCAGACUGAGUCCAAGCGCAUCACUGAGUUCGCUGAGCUGGCCUCAGAGGGUGUCAUCAACGAAUCUAUCAUUAAGAACAUUGUUCAGCCUGACCGCAUGAACAUCAAGACCAUGACCGAUGUGCAAUCGCUCACUCUCAAUGAGAUUGUCAAGGGCAAAGAUAUUCUCGCUCAGGCCAAGACUGGAACUGGAAAGACCCUGGCAUUCCUUGUCCCUACUCUCCAGAACAUUCUGAAUGAUCCCACAAUCGACCACAAGGCACUGGCCCGUCGUCGCAGAUCCGACCCUACCGAAAUCCGUGCUCUCAUCAUCUCACCUACCCGCGAGCUUGCGGAGCAAAUCGCCGUUGAGGCUAAGAAGGUCGCAUUCGGCACUGGUGUCAUUGUGCAGACUGCCGUUGGUGGUACUGCCAAGCGUGCUGGUCUGCAGAAGAUCCAGCAUGAGGGUUGCCACUUGCUCAUUGGUACCCCCGGACGUCUCAAGGACAUUUUGUCUGACCCUUGGACCGGUGUCUCCGCUCCUAAGCUGAACACUCUGAUCCUUGAUGAGGCUGACCGUCUCCUGGAUCAAGGUUUCUCUGCCGACAUUGAAGAGAUCCAGUCAAUGCUCCCCAAGCCUUCCGAAGUGGAACGCCAGACCCUCAUGUUCUCGGCCACCGUCCCCCGGGAAGUUAUGCAAAUGGUCAACAAGACUCUGAAGCCCGGCUACGAUCAUGUUAACACCGUGCGUGAGGAUGAGGUCCCUACCCACGAGCGUGUCCCCCAGAAGCUUGUAUACAUGCGUGGUCUCGAGAACUCGCUCCCUGCUCUCAUGGAUCUUGCCAAGAGCUGGCAAGCCCGCCGCGAUGCCGGUGAGGAGCUGCGUCCUUUCAAGGCCAUCGCCUACUUCAACUCCACCGCCGAAACCAAGAUCUCCUCCGAUGUGUUCAACAACAUCCGUCGCUCUCGCGAGUUCCGCGCCUCCAACCUCUCCAACCUCUCGUUGCUUGAGAUCAACUCUCGUCUCACCCAGCAGGCUCGUACCCGUAGCGCGGACAACUUCCGCCGCGCUCGCGAGGCUAUCCUGUUCUCUUCUGAUGUCACCGCCCGUGGUAUGGAUUUCCCCGACGUGACCCACGUUGUCCAAAUCGGUGUUCCCCGUGACCGCGAGACCUACAUCCACCGUAUCGGUCGUACCGGUCGUGCUGGCAAGGAAGGUGAAGGCUGGCUGUUCCUGCACCAGGCUGAGCGCGAAUCCCUGCGCAGGCGUCUCCGCAACCUCCCCCUCGGCAUUGACACCACCACCCUCCCCAUCGCUGCCGUCGAUAUCUCCCAGCCUACCCUUGGCGACUCUGAAAUUGGCCAGACCAUCAACCUCUUCAAGCAGGGCUUUGAAGAGGUCGAGACCGGUACCAAGGUCGCAUCUUACAUGGGUCAGCUCGGAACACUUACUGGUAACUUCGACUCCAAGGGCGAUGCCAUUCACGCUCUGAACAACCUACUGGUGCAGGUCAUGGGACUCAGCAGAGUCGAGGGUGUCAGAGUCGGCACUGGCGAGCGAGGCCCCCGUGACGGUCGUAGCUUUGGCGGUCGCGACGGAGGCUUCUCUCGUGGCGGUGACCGUGGUUUCUCCCGUGGUGACCGUGGUGGCUUCUCUCGUGGCAAUGAUCGCGGUGAUCGCGGCGGCUUCGGUGGCUUCGGUGGCUUCUCUCGCGGUGACCGCGGCGACCGUGGCGACCGUGGCGACCGUGGUGGUUUCUCCCGCGGCCCUCGCCGUGCUCUCGGCGAAGGCUUCGGCGAUUCCGGCUUCCGCUUCUAA